AUGAGUCGCGGGUCUGGAGCAGGGUAUGACCGUCACAUCACCAUCUUCUCGCCCGAAGGCCGUCUCUACCAAGUUGAAUAUGCGUUCAAGGCGGUCAAGUCGGUUGGGGUGACGUCCAUCGCCGUGCGAGGCAAGGAUUCAGUGUGCUUCGUGACUCAGAAGAAGGUCCCUGACAAGCUGACAGACGAGACCAGCGUGACGAACCUGUAUCCGGUCACCAAGGGCAUUGGCAUGCUCGCAACGGGCCUCACAGCCGACGCCAGGUCGCUGGUGCUGAGGGCUCGCCACAAGGCGGCAGAGUUCCGGUUCAAGCUGGGGUACGACGUACCUGUGGACUACCUGGCGAGAAGAUUGGCGGACAUGGCUCAGGUGUAUACCCAGCAGGCAUACAUGCGACCGCUGGGCGUGGCCACCAUGCUGAUUGGCAUUGAUGACGAGUUUGGACCCAUGCUGUACAAGUGCGACCCAGCUGGCUACUAUGUCGGUUACAAGGCCACAGGAGCGGGAGCGAAGGAGCAGGAGGCGAUAAACUUUCUGGAGAAGAAGCUCAAGGAUGGGAAGCACCAGAACCUGACAGCGGAUGAGGCAGUGCAGCUGGCAAUCUCAGCGCUGCAAGGCGUGCUGUCAGAAGACAUGAAGGCGACCGAGAUCGAGGUGGGGUUGGUUGCAGCCAAGGAGGAGACAGCCUUCAGAACGCUCUCUGUGGAUGAGAUCGAAGCGCAUCUGACGGCCAUUAUGAAGCUGGCAUGGUUGUGUAGUACUUUGUGCCGUUUCGAACGCACUCUCGCCGCCUUCCCAUCGAUUCUCGCUCGCCCUCCCGUUCCGAUCAUCCUCGCGCCGUCCGUUCCGUCGUUCGUCCCGUCGCCGUCCCGUCGCCUUCCCGUCACCGUCCCGUCGCCGUCCCGUCGCCUUCCCGUCGCCGUCCCGUCGCCCUCCCUCUCCGUUCGCCCUUCAACUCUCCGUUCGCCCUUACCCUCUCCGUUCGCCCCUCCCCUCUCCAUUCUCCCUUCCCCUCUCCGUUCGCCCUUCCUCUCUCCGUCGCGCUUCCCCUCUCCGUUCGCCCUUCCCCUCUCCGUUCGCCCUUCCCUCUCCGUUCGCCCCUCCCCUCUCCGUUCGCCCCUCCCCUCUCCGUUCUCCCUUCCCCUCUCCGUUCGUCCCUCCCCUCUCUGUUCGCCCUUCCCCUCUCGGUUCGCCCUUCCCCUCUCCGUCCCGCUUCCCCUCUCCGUUCGCCCUUCCCCUCUCCGUUCGCCCUUCCCUCUCCGUUCGCCCCUCCCCUCUCCGUUCGCCCCUCCCUUCUCCGUUCUCCCUUCCCCUCUCCGUUCGCCCCUCCCCUCUCCGUUCGCCCUUCCCCUCUCCGUUCGCCCUUCCUCUCUCCGUCGCGCUUCCCCUCUCCGUUCGCCCUUCCCCUCUCCGUUCGCCCUUCCCCUCUCCGUUCGCCCUUCCCUCUCCGUUCGCCAGUCCCCUCUCCGCCGCGCUUCCCCUCUCCGUUCGCCCUUCCCCUCUCCGUUCGCCCUUCCUCUCUCCGUUCGCCCUUCCUCUCUCUGUGGCGCUUCCUCUCCCGUCGCCCCUCUUCUCUCCCGUCGCCCCUCUUCUCUCCCGUCGCCCCUCCUCUCUCCCGUCAACCUUCCUCUCUCUCCUUACUACGUCGCUCUCGCUGUUCUCGCUCGAAGUACUACCGUGCCUGAUUAA
Messenger RNA from Closterium sp. Naga37s-1, 1689 nucleotides. The record is from the annotation of a GenBank genome assembly. Lineage: Eukaryota; Viridiplantae; Streptophyta; Zygnematophyceae; Desmidiales; Closteriaceae.